GUUCCUCCUGUAAGUGCAAUGAUUAAAUAUUCAUGUGCAUGCAGCAUAUACGUUACAUUAGUGACAUAUGAUUAACAGUAAUUUUGAAAUUGAUGCACUUUAUCGUAAAUACAAUUUUAAUGUGUACUUCACGGUUCCAUUAACAGAACUAGAUCCAGAAGUAGUAAUGACGUACACUUCCGUACGGAAUUGUCAAACGUUCAGUUUGUUGAGAUUAGGCUUCUUACCAUGAAUAGAGCUACAUUCGAGAAGCGAUUCUUAAGGAUAACGAAAAUAUUCGGGAAACUGAGUGGGAUUUGGCCAGAUCAAAAUAAAGUUAAGUUUAGUUUGUGGGCUAUGGUGCAUAUUACUAUGGCAUCAUUUGUCUUCGUACAGGUAGCGAGAAUUGUACAUAUAGGCACUUUGAAAGUCGUGAUAGAGCAGUCGUCUAUAAUAGGCACAGGAAUUGUCAUGGUCGUAAAACAUGGCAACUAUAUUCUGAACGCAAAGAAGCUUAAAUCGCUUUUGAAUGACAUGUCCGAGGAUUGGGCAAUCGAUCGAUUGAAAGAAGAAGUUGCCAUUAUGACGACAUACGCAUAUAGAGGAACCACUCUUGCGAUGUUUUACCUUGUAAACGCGUGCAUAUGCGCAUUCCUUUUCCUACAACUGCCGUGGACAGUGCGUCUAAUGCACAUGCUGGGAUCACACAAUACAUCGCUGCCAAUGGUGUACGCUAUACCAGCUUAUUAUUUUGUCGAGGAUGAUCGCAAAUAUUAUUACUACAUUCAAAUGUAUCUGGGCCUCUCUAUAUAUAUCGUGGUCAUUGUGUUCGUCGGUUGCGAUACUUGUUACAUGGUCCUUGUGCAGCAUGCAUGCGGAUUGUUGACUGUGGCUGGGUAUCGCUUCAAAAAUGCCAUCAGUGACCUUUCCUUCAGUGUGAGGAAUCCCGAGAAGGAGGAAAAGGAGAUAAAUAGAAGACUACGUUUUUCUAUACAGGGACACCAACGGGCAAUAAUGUUUCUGACAAAAAUCGAGAGUGCACAUGUUAUAUACCUUCUUCUGUGUAUGGGUAUAAUAGUCUUGUGUCUUAGUAUCACGAUGGUACAGAUCACUACGAUGGAAAUAUGUCUGGAUUUCUAUAAGUUUGUCAGCUUUCUGAUUCUUCAGUUCUUGCAUCUGUUCUGUCUAACGAUGCAGGGACAGUUCAUCAUAAAUUCGUCCGAUAUGAUUUACAAUGCAAUAUACGAGGCAUCAUGGUACAAUGCAAAUCCAAAGACGCAAGCGUUGUACGUAUUAGCAUUGCGGCGAAGUUUAACUCCACGCUAUUUAACUGCCGGUGGUUUAAUAGAAUUGAACAUGCGAAGCUUCUCAGAAGUGAUAAAACUAUGCGUUUCCUAUUACACAGUGUUGAGAUCAACAUAAAAAACGGACCGAUAUACACUGAAUUAUAGUAACUUUUGAAACUAGUUUUUGUGAAAUUGGAUUUUAACCCUCAAGUGCUAUCAUGGAUGCACUUUCACUAUGUGAAUUUUGUUUCAUUAUUGACCUUUUAAUAUUAUUAUUACAACGUGAUUUAUGACCACUGCAAAUAGUAAUUUUUAUAUUUUUCAUGUAAUAGU
Messenger RNA from Bombus pascuorum, 1598 nucleotides. Its product is annotated as odorant receptor 13a-like. The record is from RefSeq and is a predicted model, not a curated record. Gene Ontology annotation, cellular component: plasma membrane. Gene Ontology annotation, biological process: detection of chemical stimulus involved in sensory perception of smell; sensory perception of smell. NCBI's taxonomy places the organism in Eukaryota, Metazoa, Arthropoda, Insecta, Hymenoptera, Apidae. The transcript is spliced from 9 exons. Bases 229 to 1401 code for a protein of 390 amino acids. Gene Ontology annotation, molecular function: odorant binding; olfactory receptor activity.